This is a messenger RNA of Gavia stellata (red-throated loon), 2380 nucleotides long. It is a transcript of the gene STK26, whose product is annotated as serine/threonine kinase 26. Gene Ontology annotation, biological process: protein phosphorylation. The transcript is spliced from 11 exons. The record is from RefSeq and is a predicted model, not a curated record. Lineage: Eukaryota; Metazoa; Chordata; Aves; Gaviiformes; Gaviidae. Gene Ontology annotation, molecular function: ATP binding; protein kinase activity. Bases 20 to 1270 code for a protein of 416 amino acids.
UCGGCCGCCGCAGCCCGCCAUGGCCCACUCGCCCGUGGCGGUGCAAGUGCCCGGCAUGCAGAACCAUAGAGCAGACCCAGAAGAACUAUUCACAAAACUGGAACGCAUUGGAAAAGGCUCCUUUGGUGAAGUCUUUAAAGGAAUUGAUAAUCGGACACAGCAAGUAGUUGCUAUAAAAAUCAUAGACCUUGAGGAAGCAGAAGAUGAAAUAGAAGAUAUACAGCAAGAGAUAACUGUUUUAAGUCAGUGUGAUAGUCCUUAUGUAACAAAAUACUACGGAUCAUAUUUAAAGGGCACAAAACUAUGGAUAAUAAUGGAAUACUUGGGUGGAGGGUCAGCUUUGGAUCUUCUGCGUGCUGGCCCAUUUGAUGAGUUCCAGAUUGCUACCAUGCUAAAGGAAAUCCUGAAAGGUCUUGACUACCUACACUCAGAGAAGAAAAUUCACAGGGAUAUAAAAGCUGCCAAUGUCUUGUUAUCAGAACAAGGCGAUGUUAAGCUUGCUGAUUUUGGAGUUGCUGGGCAGCUGACAGACACGCAAAUUAAGAGGAAUACCUUUGUUGGAACUCCGUUUUGGAUGGCCCCUGAAGUUAUUCAGCAGUCAGCGUAUGAUUCAAAAGCUGACAUCUGGUCAUUGGGAAUCACUGCUAUCGAACUAGCCAAAGGGGAGCCUCCCAACUCUGAUAUGCAUCCGAUGAGAGUUCUGUUUCUCAUUCCGAAAAACAAUCCUCCGACUUUAUUAGGAGAAUUCAGUAAACCUUUUAAAGAAUUCAUUGAUGCAUGUCUGAAUAAGGACCCAACAUUUCGCCCUACUGCAAAAGAACUUCUGAAGCACAAAUUCAUUAUGAAAAAUGCCAAGAAGACUUCAUAUCUGACAGAACUGAUUGAUAGAUUUAAGAGAUGGAAAGCAGAGGGACAUAGUAGUGAUGAAAGUGAUUCCGAUGGUUCCGAUUCGGAGUCCAGUAACAAAGAAAAUAACUCUCAUCCUGAGUGGAGCUUUACUACAGUUCGAAAGAAGCCAGAUGCAAAGAAGCUGCAGAAUGGGACGGAUCAGGAUCUUGUUAAAACCCUGAGUUGUUUAACUAUGAUAAUCACCCCUGUGUUUGCUGAGCUCAAACAGCAGGACACAAAUAAUGCUAGCAGAAAGAAAGCAAUUGAGGAACUUGAGAAAAGCAUCAAUGUGGCAGAAGCAACGUGUCCAGGGAUCACAGAUAAGAUGGUGAAGAAACUUAUGGAGAAAUUUCAGAAAUUUUCUGUUAAUGACUCAUCCUAAGAAACUUCACAUAAUUGACUGAUGUUUCGUAUGGACCCAGUGAAACCCACCAAAACUACUUCAAGCUUGGCAGUGCUUAGCUCAUGAGCUCCUUGUGCCUUUUGGAUCUUUGCAACAUAUGGAUGGUGAUUGAGGAUUUGAAAGAACCUACUCAACUAUUUUGUGGCAGUGCACAUGGUUUUAUACUUUCAGGAAAUUAUUUUGUAAAGAACAACUUUUAAUAUUGUAGUUUCACCUGUUUAAUCUGAUAAAUGUUGAGGUGCAGUUUUGCUUUUAGAAAUAACCAUUACUUUAGUUAAUAGAAAGUGCAAGUACAGUAUGUUUUGAUGCUAUUUUGUUCCUGUACAUGGGGAUGUACAGGUCUUUUGUAUUCAUGAGUUAAACUUUUGUAAAUCACUAACAAGCUUCAGAUAAAAUAGCUUUUUCACAAGCGUAUUCAAAACAUGUAAUGUAGUGGCAAGGGUAUUGCUGUAGCACCUGCUUCAACCAGCAUAUAGUUAUCGUGCCCUGAAAAAUAAACCUGCAACAGUAUCUAUUAUAAUUCUAAAUUGGUACAGUAUUUUAGGCAGCUCUAUGAUUAAAUAUAUUUGAGAGCAAUAUGUCAAUAGUUUGCAGGUGAUAUGUAGCAACAGGUAUAUCCUGAUGUACAGUAUAUGUAUUACCUUUUAGAACAAGUUUUGAAGUAGUAAUUCAAUCUUAUAUCAUCAUGUAGGAAAAUUUAAAGCAAUACAGUUGAGGGGGUGGGGCUUUUGGCAAUAAUGGACAAAACCUGAAGUCCAAUUUAACUUAAUUUAAUGUUUUUUCCUCUGAGUAUACAUGCCUGGGUGGAAGGGAGCCAGAGAAGCCGAGCGUCGCAUGAUACGUACCUCACAAGCAGGUAUAAGUGUAACACCAGCGUUCUGUGUGGUGGUGUUGUUUCUCCUGUAAGAUAUUUAUACACAUUUUUGUUCUUAAUUACAUUAAAUACAGUACAUCAACAUAAUUUGUUUAUAAUUUUAUGAAAGUGUAUUUUAAAUAUGUAUUUACCAGUUAAUAUGCAAAUAACUGAGUUAUAGAUAUUCUUUCACAAAAAGGUAGUACUGUGCAGUACGGAGUGAUUUUUUUUUUUUU